Molecule: messenger RNA, 1410 nt
Organism: Bursaphelenchus okinawaensis
Lineage: Eukaryota; Metazoa; Nematoda; Chromadorea; Rhabditida; Aphelenchoididae
Source: the annotation of a GenBank genome assembly
AUGGCCCCAGUAGCUAAAACCAUAUCGUAUGACCGAAACGAUACCAUGGUAGAAGACAAGAUGAUGAAUUUUAAAUUUAACAAAGAAAAAUGCAUUUUGAGUACGAGUCAAGAAGCCAAAGAGAAGAUCAAGGCUUGUGGGGAGAAUUGGAAGCCAAGAACUUUGAGUGAAAUUUACGAAAAAGGCCAUGACGGUAGGUUUAAUUACCAUAUAACUUUGUUAAAACUUUUUAUAAUUUUAUCAAAUUACCUGUGACACAAGCACAAAACCCUAACUUUUCAUACCUAAUUUAUAAUUUUUAAAAAUUUUAGUAUCUGGGCCAGUAGUACGUAUUCUGGCCGACGGAAUCUACGAUUUCUUCCACUGGGGCCAUGCGAAUCAGUUCAAACAGAUCAAACAGCUGAUUCCGAAUAGUUAUCUUAUUGUUGGUGGUAAGUUUUUAAACAAAAAAGGUUUUUAACGUCAUAAUUUUUAAUUUUGAUAGAUUUCGUAAAGAAAGUUCUUGCCAUUUUCUGUUUUGUAAAGAAAGUUUUUGCAAUAUUGUGCUUUGUAAACAAAGUUCGUGCUAAUGUUUGUUUUGGAAAGAAAGUUCUUGCCAUUUCUUGUUUUGUAAAGAAGGUUCUUGCUAUUUUGUGCUUUGUAAACAAAAUUUCUGCCAUUUAAAAAAAAACAAUUUUUUAGUGUGCCGUGACGAAGAUACAGCCAAACACAAGCGACAAACCGUGUUUACAGAGGAAGAACGGGUAAUGACAGUGAUGAAUUGUAGAUUUGUGGAUGAAGUUUAUAAAGGAUUUCCUUAUAGCAGCAAUUUUAAUAUUAUGGAGGAGUUGAGGGUAAGUUUUUUAAGUUUUAAAAUAGUUUGUAAAGAAAUUUCUUGCCAUUUCUUGUUUUGUAAAGAAAGAUUUUGCUAUUUUAACGCUUUGUAAAGAAAGUUCUUGCCAUUUUUAGUUUUGUAAAGAAAGUUCUUGCCAUUUUUAGUUUUGUAAAGAAAGUUCUUGCCAUUUUGUGGUUUAUAAAGAAAGUUCUUGUCAUUUUUCGCUUUGUAAACAAAGUUAUUGCUAUUUCAUCGUUUGUAAAGAAAGUUUUUUUAAUUUUUCAAAAUUUUGAACAAAUUUAAAUUUUAAAUUUUAGGCUUUUUAUAAAUUUAGGCUUAACUUGAAUUACAAAGUUUAGGCUUAAUCUAUAUUUAGGCCUAACUGUAACCCAAUAAUAUUUCAGGUAGACCUAAUGGCCCAUGACAGUGUACCGUACAGUAUAAAUCAACAAACAAACGAUUGUUAUGCUCCAUUCAAAUCCGUUGACAGAUUUUUGGAAACCGAAAGGUAUCCAGGAGUCUCCACCACAGACCUUAUCAAUCGUAUUUUAGACAGAUAUGAGGAAUACAAACUUGGAAAACGAACAUCAACUUAG